GUAGCACACUUGUCGCAGCCGAGCUCGUUCGACAUGGCUGGUCGAGAUGGGUCGGACACGGCGUACCAGCAGUGGGGCGAGCCGCAGGAGAGCAACCAGGAUUUGCUUGCGAUUCAAAAGGCCACUAUGGAGGAGCAGGACAAGGGCCUCGACUCGCUGCUUGUCUCUGUGCAGAACAGCAAGGUGCUGGGCACCCGGCUCGGCGACGAGAUCGACGCCCAGAUUGACAUGCUUGACGACCUGGAGAAGCACACCGAGAAGUCGUCGCGCAAGGUGCAGAAUGAGACCAAGCGGGUCAUUGUCCUCACCCGCAAGGCAAAAGCUGCUGGCGGCAUCAUGACGUUGAUUGUGGCGAUUGUGAUUCUGAGCGUAGUCAUUUAUCUGGCUACCAAGAAGUGAGGCAACAAAUGAGGCAACAAGGACGGCUGCAGCGGCGAGGCCUUGGAGCCGCGAGUUUGCGACGGCGAAAAGGGCGGUGGGGGCAGAUGACGACUAGGGCUUGCGGUACGGGAUUGAGUGGAGCGGGUAGCGGGUGGUGUGCGCGGAGGAGUCGCGGCGCAGUUGUAAACGCGGACGUGGCUUG
This is a messenger RNA of Thecamonas trahens ATCC 50062, 583 nucleotides long. RefSeq lists its product as uncharacterized. The transcript has 2 exons. The record is from RefSeq and is a predicted model, not a curated record. The coding region runs from base 34 to 399 and encodes 121 amino acids. Gene Ontology annotation, molecular function: SNAP receptor activity; SNARE binding. NCBI's taxonomy places the organism in Eukaryota, Apusomonadida, Apusomonadidae. Gene Ontology annotation, cellular component: endomembrane system; SNARE complex. Gene Ontology annotation, biological process: vesicle fusion; intracellular protein transport.